GAGGCGGUUCGCCGGCUGGAGGCGUCCGCCAGUGACAUCUCAUCGGGGGAAGGAGGGCUUUGAUUUGGCCCCUUCUCUGCCUGCCUCCCUCCUCCUCCUCCUCCCCCCUCCCUUCUGCUAUUUUGGGAGGGGGCGGCUGCAAACAAAAAAAAAUUAAACCCCACCAAAAAAAAAAAAGCCAACAAAAAGGGACGGCGCUUGAUUUAUAACAGAACGCCCCAUCUCUCUCCCUUGUCCCUGCUCUUUAACUCGCCGUCCCUCCAGGGGCAAAACAAUCCGAGAUCAGGACGCGUCGUGGUUUUUGUGUGUGUGUAUGUGUGAGUGUGGGGUGUGUGUGUGCGCGCCCCCCUUUCCACGUUUCUCUGAAAUCGACGCCCCAAGGGGGAGCAAUCGGAAGAAGAUCGAGAUCGCGCAUCACGCAUCCGAUCGCCUCGUGUUUCCGAAUACCUGAGGGGGCUCAAGCCCUGCCGUCCUGGCGGCGGGAUGGAUUAGGGAUCCCUGAAUGGAGGAACCCGACGGGGCUGGAUCGCAGAAGGCCUGCUGUUGUGUCCUCCACUCUGGGAUGACCAGAGUGGCUCCAGGUUGCUGACAGCUCCAGCAUCGAGUGCAGCAUGGCCCGGCUCAUCCAUGCCCUCUGGAGUCUCUGCAUCACCACUGUCCUUGUCACCUCAGCCACCCAAGCAGGUCUAAGCCGUGCUGGCUUACCCUUUGGUCUGGUUCGGCGGGAACUGGCAUGUGAGGGCUACCCCAUUGAGCUGCGCUGCCCAGGCAGUGAUGUUAUCAUGGUGGAAAAUGCCAACUAUGGGCGUACGGACGACAAGAUCUGUGAUGCUGAUCCCUUCCAGAUGGAGAAUGUCCAGUGCUAUCUUCCAGAUGCCUUCAAAAUCAUGUCCCAAAGGUGCAAUAAUCGGACACAGUGUGUCGUAGUGGCUGGCUCAGAUGCUUUUCCAGACCCUUGCCCUGGCACCUACAAGUACCUGGAGGUCCAGUAUGACUGUGUCCCCUACAUAGAAGUGGAACAGAAAGUAUUCGUUUGCCCGGGGACACUGCACAAGAUCCUGGAACCUACCUCGGCCCAUGAAUCAGAGCACCAGUCUGGAGCCUGGUGCAAGGACCCUCUGCAAGCCGGAGACAGAAUAUACGUCAUGCCAUGGAUCCCAUACCGGACAGACACACUGACAGAGUAUGCCUCGUGGGAGGAUUAUGUGGGUGCCCGGCACACCACCACUUACCGCCUGCCCAACAGGGUUGACGGCACAGGUUUUGUGGUAUAUGAUGGAGCAGUCUUCUACAACAAGGAGCGGACACGCAACAUUAUCAAGUAUGAUCUGCGGACGCGCAUUAAGAGUGGAGAGACAGUCAUCAACACAGCCAACUACCAUGACACCUCACCCUACCGUUGGGGUGGCAAGACUGACAUUGACCUGGCAGUGGAUGAAAAUGGGCUUUGGGUCAUCUAUGCCACUGAAGGCAACAAUGGCCGGUUAGUGGUGAGCCAGCUGAAUCCUUACACGCUACGCUUUGAGGGCACGUGGGAGACCGGCUAUGACAAACGCUCAGCAUCCAAUGCCUUCAUGGUGUGCGGAGUCCUCUAUGUGGUGCGGACAGUUUACGUGGACGAUGACAGUGAAGCAGCUGGUAACCGUGUUGACUAUGCGUUCAACACCAAUAUGAACCGGGAGGAACCCAUCUCGUUGACCUUCCCAAACCCCUACCAGUUCAUCUCCUCCAUUGACUACAACCCCCGUGACAACCAACUUUAUGUGUGGAACAACUACUUUGUCCUGCGCUACUCACUUGAGUUUGGCCCACCUGACCCAAGUACUGGCCCUGUCACCUCGACACCCCUCAGCACUACAACCACCGUUCGUCCCACCACCAUCACCAGCACAGUCUCACCUGCCGCUACAACAACAACACGGCAGGUGCCCCUCACCACCCACCCCAUAGGUGCCAUAAACCAGAAGGGUACAGAGCUUCACCCAGUCACCGCCAUAAUGCCCAGCACCCGCCGUCCACCAGCAAACAAUCAGCACGUCUCUCCAGAGCUCUUCUGCGAGGCCAAGGAGGUGCGGCGUGUCCAGUGGCCAGCCACACAGCAAGGCAUGCUGGUCGAAAGGCCUUGCCCUAAGGGCACACGAGGUAUUGCUUCGUUCCAGUGUCUUGCUUCGGAGGGAAACUGGAACCCACGGGGGCCUGAUCUCAGCAACUGCACAAGUCCUUGGGUCAACCAAGUGGCACAGAAGAUCAAGAGUGGAGAGAAUGCAGCCAAUAUUGCCAGUGAGCUAGCCCGGCAUACGCGUGGUGCCAUCUACGCCGGAGAUGUCAGCUCCUCUGUCAAACUAAUGGAGCAGCUCCUGGACAUUCUGGAUGCACAACUUCAAGCGCUGCGCCCUAUUGAGAGAGAGUCAGCUGGCAAGAACUACAACAAGAUGCACAAGAGAGAAAGGACAUGUAAGGACUAUAUUAAGGCUGUGGUGGAGACGGUGGACAACCUGCUGCGACCUGAAGCUCUAGAGUCAUGGAAGGACAUGAAUGCCACAGAGCAAGUGCACACAGCCACAAUGCUGCUUGACAUCCUGGAGGAGGGAGCCUUCCUACUGGCUGACAAUGUCAAAGAGCCAGCCCGUUUUGUCACUGCCAAGACUAAUGUGGUGCUGGAGGUGUCAGUGUUGAAUACAGAGGGGCAAGUGCCAGAUAUUGUUUUCCCACAUGAAUAUACCACCAAGAAUUCCAUCCAACUGUCAGCCAACACUAUCAAGCAAAACAGUCGUAAUGGGGUGGUCAAGGUUGUCUUCAUUCUCUACAAAAAUUUGGGGUUUUUCCUCUCUACUGAGAAUGCCACCAUCAAGCUGGGUAGUGAGGUUGGUUCAAUUAGCCCCUCGCUUGUUGUCAACUCACAAGUUAUUGCUGCCUCCAUCAACAAGGAAUCUAGCCGCGUCUUCCUGAUGGACCCCGUCAUCUUUACCCUCUCCCACCUGGAGGAAAAGAACCACUUCAAUGCCAAUUGCUCUUUCUGGAACUACUCAGAGCGCUCCAUGAUGGGUUACUGGUCCACGCAGGGCUGUCGGCUGGUGGAGACCAACACGACCCACACCACCUGUGCAUGCAGCCAUCUCACCAACUUUGCUGUGCUCAUGGCACACCGUGAAAUUUACCAGGGCCGCAUCAAUGGGCUGCUGUUGUCUGUCAUCACGUGGGUGGGCAUUGUGAUUUCCCUGGUCUGCUUGGCCAUUUGCAUCUCCACUUUCUGCUUCCUGCGUGGGCUGCAGACUGACCGCAACACCAUCCACAAGAACCUCUGCAUAAACCUCUUCAUCACUGAACUCCUCUUUCUCAUCGGCAUUGAUAAGACACAGUAUGAGAUUGCCUGCCCCAUCUUUGCAGGGCUGCUGCACUACUUCUUCCUGGCAGCGUUCUCCUGGAUGUGCCUGGAAGCCAUCCACCUUUACCUCAUGCUGGUUGAGGUUUUUGAAAGCGAAUACUCCCGCAAGAAGUACUACUACUUGGGGGGCUAUUGCUUCCCUGCCCUGGUUGUGGGUAUUGCUGCCGCCAUUGACUACCGCAGUUAUGGCACCGAGAAAGCAUGUUGGCUUCGAGUUGAUAACUACUUCAUCUGGACCUUCAUUGGGCCUGUCUCUUCUGUCAUUGUGAUCAACCUGGUGUUCCUCAUGAUCACUCUGCACAAGAUGAUCCGCAACACGUCGGUCCUCAAGCCUGACUCCAGCCGACUGGACAACAUCAAGUCUUGGGCACUCGGGGCAAUCACUCUCCUUUUUCUCCUGGGCCUCACCUGGGCAUUUGGUCUCCUCUUCAUCAACAAGGAGUCUGUUGUCAUGGCCUAUCUCUUCACCACCUUCAAUGCUUUCCAGGGCAUGUUCAUCUUCGUGUUUCAUUGUGCACUGCAGAAAAAGGUUCACCGGGAAUUCAGCAAAUGCCUGCGACACGCAUCCUGUUGCCUACGGAGUCCGCCAGGGGCCACACUGGGCUCCCUCAAGACCUCAGCCAUCCGCAGCAACAACCGUUAUUACACUGGGACGCAGAGCCGAAUCCGGAGAAUGUGGAAUGAUACUGUAAGGAAGCAAACUGAGUCCAGCUUUAUGGCGGGUGAUCUCAACAGCACUCCCACCCUUAAUCGAGGCACAAUGGGGAACCACCUGCUGACCAACCCCGUGCUGCAGACACGGGGCGGGACCAGUCCUUACAACACACUCAUUGCUGAGUCCGUGGGCUUCAACCCUGCCUCCCCACCUGUCUUCAACUCCCCAGGGAGCUUCCGAGAGUCCAAGCACCCCCUGAACAACAGCCGAGACGCCUGUGGCAUGGACACCCUCCCGCUCAAUGGCAACUUCAAUAACAGCUACUCCCUCCGCAGUGGCGACUUCCCGACCGAUGGCACCAAGAUGGCCGACUGCCGACGCAACCUGAGUGACGCCGCCGCCUUUGAAAAAAUGAUCAUCUCCGAGUUGGUGCAUAACAACUUGAGAGGGGGAGGCAGUGGCGUGGUCAAGGGGGGCGGGGGUUCUGCUGAGACCUCCAACCCCCCUGGGCCCCCUCCCCCUCCCAACGUAGUUGCAGGGGGAGGGGGUACCAACAAUGAGGAUGACGCCAUUGUGCCUGACGCCCCUUCCUUGACCCAUGAGGAGAACAUGGAAAUUGAACUCAUGUAUAAGGCCUUAGAGGAGCCGCUCUUGCUUCAGAGGGCACAGUCCAUCCUCUACCAGAGUGACCUGGAGGAGUCGGAGAGCUGCACAGCUGACCUGACAGAGGGGGGCGAUGGCCAAGCCCCUUCCCCCAACAGGGACUCUUUAUACACCAGUAUGACCAACCUGAGGGACUCCCCAUACCCGGACAGCAGCCCUGAGGCAGUUGGGGAAGUGCUUCCUCAUGCCCAAGCCAUCAAUGAAAUCUACUAUACCAAUCGGCCAGCCUUGGUGCCGCGCAACCAGCUCCAGGCCUACUACCAAGUCCGGAGACCCAGCAAUGAUGGCUACUUGGUCCCAGGAAGCUUAGAAAACCCAGCAGUGGAGGGAGAUGGCCAAAUGCAGCUGGUGACCAGUCUCUGAGGGGCUGAGAAGGGACUGAGGGACCAUAACACCCCCCCCAAAAAAACCCCAAUGCGGCACUGUUGCCGUGACCUGAACAUUUUAAUUUUUUCCUGGAAGAAAGGGUGGGGAAGAAGAGAAUGGCACAGGGCUGGGGAAUGAAUGGAGGAGAGAAGGUGGAAGAAAGAGCUGAGUGAGGCAGAGGGCUUCUCCGAGGAGAAGGGAGGGGCAGCCAUUUUGUCCAUCUUUCCUUCCAUCCAAUUAGAUUUCCAGACAGAAAGUGGCACGUGGCCUAUCUGGUUAUGUCCGUUUUCCUUCUCCAGGCAAAUAAAUGCAGUGGAGGAAAGAGAGCUGAAUCUAGGCAAAAGGAUGAGACUUAUUUUGACAAUACCUUCUAGACAAUUGCGGGGGGGGGGGGAUGAUGAACCAAGAAAUUAGAGGGGGGGAGUUAAAAAGUUGACAUAAUAAUAUUUUUUUUAAAAUGUUACGAAAAUCCAAGCCAUGAGGGUUCCACAUGCAGAGACUGGGGCACCUGGGGAAAUGCCCUGCCCUGCUCCCUGGCUCAGAGCCUGCUCCCCACCCCUCGCCUCCCAUAGCUUAAGAGCACGAGGGACAAACAGGGCCAUGUGGCACUCGGCCUAGUCGGGGUUGAGAUUCAACCGUUGCCAAAAAA
Messenger RNA from Podarcis muralis (Common wall lizard), 5718 nucleotides. It is a transcript of the gene ADGRL1, whose product is annotated as adhesion G protein-coupled receptor L1. Gene Ontology annotation, biological process: adenylate cyclase-activating G protein-coupled receptor signaling pathway; heterophilic cell-cell adhesion; cell surface receptor signaling pathway. Gene Ontology annotation, molecular function: G protein-coupled receptor activity; carbohydrate binding; latrotoxin receptor activity. Lineage: Eukaryota; Metazoa; Chordata; Lepidosauria; Squamata; Lacertidae. The record is from RefSeq and is a predicted model, not a curated record. Gene Ontology annotation, cellular component: presynaptic membrane; plasma membrane; axon.